Molecule: messenger RNA, 864 nt
Organism: Gracilinanus agilis (Agile Gracile Mouse Opossum)
Lineage: Eukaryota; Metazoa; Chordata; Mammalia; Didelphimorphia; Didelphidae
Gene: GRAP2
Product: GRB2 related adaptor protein 2
Exons: 6
Coding region: 16-864 (282 amino acids)
Molecular function (GO): protein binding
Source: RefSeq, a predicted model, not a curated record
CUCCCCCAGCGCAGGAUGGAGGCCGUUGCCAAGUUUGAUUUCAACGCCUCUGGAGAGGAUGAACUAAGUUUUCACACCGGCGAUGUCCUGAAGAUUCUCAGCAGCCAAGAUGAAUGGUUCAAAGCUGAGCUAAGGAGCCAAGAGGGCUAUGUGCCCAAGAACUUCAUAGACAUUCACUUCCCCAGCUGGUUUCACGAGGACAUCUCCCGGCAUGAGGCAGAGAGCUUGCUCAUGGGCAAGGACGUCGGCUCCUUCAUCAUCCGAGCCAGCCAGAGCUCACCUGGGGACUUCUCCAUUUCUGUCAGGCAUGAAGACGAUGUCCAACACUUCAAAGUCAUGAGAGAUGCCAAGGGCCACUACUUCCUGUGGACAGAGAAGUUUCAGUCUCUGAACCAGCUGGUGAAUUUCUACCGGACCUCCUCCAUCUCAAAGCAGAAGCAAAUAUACCUGAGGGAUGGCAGCCGAGAAGAACAGGACCGGUGGGGUGGGAGCCUAGAACGACGGCUCCAGGAAGGGCUUCACGUCAGCGGAGGUGUUGGAGAAGAGACUCGUCCUUCAACAAAUAGGAAACAAUCUGAUCACCCUCCUGCCCUGCAAUCUCACUAUCAGACGCAGCAGCCAUCACCACACCAGCAGCAGCCAGUGCCACCACCGCCACAGCAGCAGCUGACCACAGCGGUGCCCCAGCAGUACCAGCAGCAGCAGCAGCAGCGGUACCAGCAUCACCAACUCCAGCAGGACCGUCGAGGCAACAGCUUUGACAACAAUGAGGGGCGGCGGAUGAACCCUGAGAUGAAUGCUGCCCUCAUGCAUCGGAGACACACGGACCCUGAGCAGCUACAGAUGCUUGGGGUAGGCGUCUGA